Molecule: messenger RNA, 1024 nt
Organism: Cuscuta campestris
Lineage: Eukaryota; Viridiplantae; Streptophyta; Magnoliopsida; Solanales; Convolvulaceae
Source: the annotation of a GenBank genome assembly
AUCCGAUAAUCAUAUUUUCUUUUUGUUUCUGACGAUGCUAAUAAAUUGUUUCAUUUUCAGGCCCAUACAGAAGCAAUGCUGCUCUCAGACAUACUCCCUCCGUCCCAGAUUCCAAAAGUCAAAAGUGAACAAAAAUUGGGGCACGGAGGGAGUAGAUAUAAAGUACAGUUGAUUUUGUCCCAAAUUUUUACAACUCACAAACAGAGCAAUCUCUACUCGCUGCUAGAAUCCGGAAUCUACUUCUGAAUGCUGCUCUGUAAUUAUGGUAAUUGGUCUGAUCUAGAAAAUAGUUGGCCUGGCCACAAAUAUCCCUCCACACAAUCUUGGAGAGCUUGUUGAUGCAAUGUCUUCCUAUAUUCAUAACCUAGAAGUAACGGACCAUACACACUUCCCCAACUCCCUCCCUAAAUUCGGCCUAACCACAUUUAAUCUCUACUCCCACUUCAUCCCUUUUCCUAUCAACCAUGUCAAACCGAUCCCGAAGCAUGUCCCAUGAAGAACUUGUGGCCUCAAACGCUGCUUUACAAGCUCAAGUGGAGUACCUAGCCAAAGAAGUGGCUAAGCUCACAAAGCAAAAGAUGUCCAUGCUACGAGAUAGUGAAGAUGAAGAGGAAUCCAGCUCUAGUGCCACCAUGAGAGCUAGGGCUCACGAAAAGUCAUAUUCUGACUUCAAAGUUGAUAUUCCAAUCUUUGAAGGAAAGAAUGACCCGGAUGAAUUUCUUGAGUGGUUAGAGACGGUGGAACGAGUCUUUGAUUUCAAAGAAGUCUCCGGUGACAAGAAGGUCAAGAUUGUGGCCUUAAAAUUCCGCAAGUACGCCUCCACUUGGUGGACGAACACCUGCACCAAACGGAUUCAAAGUGAGAAGCCUCCCAUUGACUCAUGGCAAAAGAUGAGGAGUCUCUUGAAGAAGAAGUUCCUACCCACUGAAUAUUCCCGAGAGAACUUUGCUAAGCUUCAAACGCUUAGGCAAGGUACGAAGUCCGUGGAAGACUACACCCGGGAGUUUGAGGAACUCCUACUCAG